AUGGCAGCGAUCAAACCUAAAUUCAAGCUUGUCGUGCUUUGUGAUGGGACCUGGUGUGGUCCAGAGACAUCUACCGAGAGCAACAUUCACAGAUUCCCAAAGAUGAUGGGGAUCGAUACAAAUGCACAAUCUGCAGCGCACGAGCUCGGCAGCCUCAAAGCGAGAUACUUCAAGGGAGUGGGUUUACGCGGAAGUUUCAUGAGCUACCUCUGGGACAGCGCCUUUGCCUCUGAUAGGGAGAAAGAUUGCAAUGAAGUCUACGAAUUCAUUACGCAGAACUUCACUCCGGAGCACGAGAUAUGGAUGUUCGGCUUGAGCAGAGAGGCUCACACAGUCAGCUCAGUCGCCGGCAUGAUCAACAAUUGCGGGAUCAUUCGAAGCGAUAAGGCGAAGUUGACCGAACAAAUCUAUAAGCUCUGUCGAAGCCCGUACCCUGUCAACGAACCGAACUCUCCAGAGACGGAGCAGUUUAGGUCGAAAGUCAGCCAUCCUGUGGAAACGUAA
Molecule: messenger RNA, 504 nt
Organism: Coniosporium apollinis CBS 100218
Lineage: Eukaryota; Fungi; Ascomycota; Dothideomycetes
Exons: 1
Coding region: 1-504 (167 amino acids)
Source: RefSeq, a predicted model, not a curated record